Messenger RNA from Habropoda laboriosa, 363 nucleotides. It is a transcript of the gene Arl6, whose product is annotated as ADP-ribosylation factor-like protein 6. Gene Ontology annotation, cellular component: cytoplasm; axoneme. The record is from RefSeq and is a predicted model, not a curated record. Bases 1 to 363 code for a protein of 120 amino acids. The transcript is spliced from 2 exons. Gene Ontology annotation, molecular function: GTPase activity; GTP binding. Gene Ontology annotation, biological process: intracellular protein transport; cilium assembly; protein localization to cilium. NCBI's taxonomy places the organism in Eukaryota, Metazoa, Arthropoda, Insecta, Hymenoptera, Apidae.
AUGUCAGGUCAUGAUCGUCACAGAUCUUUAUGGGAGCAUUAUUACAAAGAUUGUCAUGGUAUUAUUUUUAUAAUCGACAGCAGCGACAAGCUACGAUUGGUCGUUGUUAAAGAAGAAUUGGACAUGCUUCUUCAGCAUCCGGACGUAGCAGGUCGUAAAAUACCGAUUCUCUUUUUGGCAAACAAAAUGGACUUGCCGGAUUCUCUAACUACUGUGAAACUUGUUGCUGGACUUGGUCUUGACCGUGUACAAAAUAAACCGUGGCACAUACGAGCAACAAAUGCGAUCACCGGAGAAGGGUUACAGUCAGGCAUAGAAUGGUUUACUGAUCAAAUCCGUGACAUAUACAUUAAUAAAAGAUAA